Micropterus salmoides (largemouth bass) is the source of this 1943-nucleotide messenger RNA. RefSeq names its product guanine nucleotide binding protein (G protein), alpha transducing activity polypeptide 1 (gene gnat1). Gene Ontology annotation, biological process: adenylate cyclase-modulating G protein-coupled receptor signaling pathway. The transcript is spliced from 9 exons. Bases 74 to 1126 code for a protein of 350 amino acids. Lineage: Eukaryota; Metazoa; Chordata; Actinopteri; Centrarchiformes; Centrarchidae. Gene Ontology annotation, cellular component: heterotrimeric G-protein complex. The record is from RefSeq and is a predicted model, not a curated record. Gene Ontology annotation, molecular function: G-protein beta/gamma-subunit complex binding; GTPase activity; G protein-coupled receptor binding.
CAGCAAGGACCUACUUCCAUUUUUCCUGACACUUGGCUUUUAAGCGGAGGGGCCCAAGCCAGGAAAAAGUAGGAUGGGGGCUGGAGCGAGCGCCGAGGACAAACACUCCAGAGAGCUGGAGAAGAAGCUGAAGGAGGAUGCCGACAAGGAUGCAAGAACUGUCAAGCUGCUGCUGCUAGGUGCUGGAGAAUCAGGCAAAAGCACUAUUGUCAAACAGAUGAAAAUUAUCCACAAAGAUGGUUACUCACUUGAAGAAUGCUUGGAGUUCAUUACCAUCAUCUACAGCAACACCCUGCAGUCCAUCAUGGCCAUUGUGAAGGCCAUGAACACACUCAAUAUAAACUAUGGCCACGCUGAUCAGCAGGAUGAUGCGAGGAAACUCAUGCAUCUUGCAGACACCAUUGAGGAGGGCACCAUGCCUAAAGAACUGUCAGACAUCAUUUUGCGCCUGUGGAAGGACUCUGGCAUACAGGCAUGCUUUGACAGGGCCUCAGAGUACCAACUCAACGACUCCGCUGGAUACUACCUGAAUGACUUGGAGCGACUGAUCCAACCAGGCUACGUGCCCACUGAGCAGGAUGUGCUGCGAUCAAGAGUGAAGACCACUGGUAUCAUCGAGACCCAAUUUUCCUUCAAAGAUCUCCAUUUCAGAAUGUUUGACGUGGGUGGCCAGAGGUCAGAGAGGAAGAAGUGGAUCCAUUGUUUCGAAGGUGUGACCUGUAUCAUCUUCAUUGCUGCUUUGAGCGCUUAUGACAUGGUGUUGGUGGAGGAUGAUGAAGUGAAUCGAAUGCACGAAAGUCUGCACUUGUUCAACAGUAUCUGCAACCAUCGCUACUUCGCCGCCACCUCCAUUGUACUCUUCCUCAACAAGAAAGAUGUGUUCAUUGAGAAGAUCAAGAAAGCUCAUCUCAGCAUGUGCUUCCCUGAAUACGAUGGCCCCAAUACGUACGAGGAUGCUGGUAACUACAUCAAAAUGCAGUUCUUGGACCUGAACAUGCGCAGAGACAUCAAAGAAGUCUACUCUCACAUGACCUGUGCCACAGACACAGAGAACGUCAAGUUUGUGUUUGACGCCGUAACCGAUAUCAUCAUCAAAGAAAACCUGAAAGAUUGUGGUCUCUUCUAAGAGCCAUGCUGAGACACCCAAUGAGGGGUGAUGUUGUAGUCCGUGUAACAAUCAACAGACCCUUUCUAAAUUCAAACUGAGGACUGAAGAUGAAAACAGCCAUCCUCAAACGCAAAAAAUAUAUAUAUAAAUCAAUUAUUUGUGUUUAAAACUACUGUAAGUUGUAGCUUUGACCGAAGACUUCAGGUCAACUGACACCGGAAGAAAGCUCUUCAGUCAGAAAAUCCUGUGCAGAUUUCAGAUGAGUUGAAUUUUAGUCAAGCUAACUUUUCUCUUGAGUCUCUUGAACUCAUCUAUCGAGAGCUAUGCAAUCUGUAGUUAAGACGUCAAAAGCUUCUGUCAGCAUAACGUGAUUUCUUCUCACAUGUACUAAUGUGAAUAGAUGUCAGGCUAAUGCAUUGUCUCUAUGCUCCAGUAACAGGUCAGUCCACAGCCAAAAAGCAAACAAGAGAGCCUCACCACCUGCAGACGCACUUCAACCUUUGCUAGAGAUUUAAAAAGAACUUGCCACUAGAAAUGGCUUUAAUAUGUACAGAAACUCUACAGUGCAGUUUGAGACACAAUUCAAACAAGUAAGGAAUAGAAAUUUUAAGCAUUAGGAAAUGUAACUCUUUGCAAUAGUUGAAAAAGGCCACUGUUUUCUAUUGGACAGUUCAUGAAGUGUGGUGAGACCGUGUGGAUCUGUAACACUGCUGGGUGGUAGAUGUAAUAUACUUAAACCUAAAAAUCCUUGUCUAAAAGUUAACUGAAUAUACGGGCCUUUGAGCCAACUAUCCUGUACAGAAACCAACAAUUGUAAACCUUUAUUAAACCCAUU